Messenger RNA from Paramormyrops kingsleyae, 2852 nucleotides. The record is from RefSeq and is a predicted model, not a curated record. NCBI's taxonomy places the organism in Eukaryota, Metazoa, Chordata, Actinopteri, Osteoglossiformes, Mormyridae.
AAUUGUAGUUGAGAACGUCUGUUACAACGGCUCACGUAUUAAAAAAUAGUCGGGUUUAAAUCGGGCUCGGGCUCAUAAUUACAGUUAAUGUGUCGGACCGGGUCGGGCUCGGACACAAGGUGCACGGGCUCGGGUAGGGUCGGGUUUAAUUUUUUGGGCCCGAUCUAAGCUCUACUUCCAUAGUCACAAGUGCAGCUACGGGCCUGUUUCUGGGAGCGCAAUGUGCGAUGAUGACAGCGGCGGUGACGACGGGAAAACCGCUACUGCUCGUUCACAUCACAGCGUCAAUUAUUAUGAUAAGUGUUUCAUGCGGAAAUAUCGGCAUUUUGAGUAUGUAACGCCACCUGCAGGCGUUCCCGGGAGCUUCUCCAAACAUCACAGUCUUAAAAUGUAUUAUUUUUUUAUAUUGGCCUAGUAUUUUUGAACCUUCCGAAUAGAAACACUUAUACAGAAAUACCUCAUGUUUAACUUCUGGCACGCCCUAGGUGAUGGCAAAUACCGGUUCGUUCAAAAUGAUCGUUAUAACCGCGUUUUAUGAGACCCAAGAAAACGAAUUUACCGAAUUUUCUGGCAUGAAAUCCCACAUAACAUGAGUCCAUAAACAGCAUAAACGCUGGUUCAGAUAGGUGUGGGUUUUUUAUGUUCAUUUUGGUCAGAUGACUAAAACGCUGGUAAUGAAGUUAACGGUCACAGACCGUGCAGGAGCAGGUCUGCUCCUAAAACUGAUUGACGAAGCUUUAACUGGUCAGCAAACGGAAACGGUCAUUUGUGAAACAGGAGAAGCGCUUGCUUGUUGAGUUGUUACUCAACUUAACAUCCUGUACAUGAAAGCGAAAGCGAGAGCCGCCGAGAGCGCGGCUGCAUCCGGCUGACGGUACGAGUGUCACCUCUGAGAGCCGCAGGGCGGCGCCCCGCCACGGCCGACGCUCGGUCACCAUAACUCCCUGACAUCCAUCGCUCCGACUCGUUGCUGAUGGAGUUCGCCGAGCAUAUCAAGACCGCCAACGUAGAAAACGUGGUCCUCACACAGCAGCUCGAAGCGUCGCUGAAGGGGACGCUGUGUGUGACCGGACACCACCUGUUGUUGUUCGGCAGGGACGGCGACAGCACCGCACAGCUUCUACUUUUGCUCCGGAACAUCGACGCCGUCGAGAAAAGCAGUGUGGAGAACCUGAUGGAGUUCUCAGGCCUGCGCUUAAGUGCAUGGAGCCAGCGUGACAGGGCCAUCGAGUCAUCUGGAACCAUCACUGUUAAGUGCAAGGACUUGCGGAUUCUGCAGCUGGACAUUCCAGGCAUGGAGGAGUGUCUGAAUGUCGCCAGCUCCAUUGAGGCCCUUUCCUCCCUGGACACUGUGACGGAUCUAUACCCAUUCUACUACAGACCCUCCCACCUCAGUCUGAAGGACCCCUGGGGACUGUCUUUGCCAGUACAAGACUUUGCGGAGCUCAGUGCACAGACUGGAAGGUGGCGGCUGUCGGAGGUGAACAGGGAUUAUUCGGUCUGUCUCUCCUAUCCCCCUGCUGUCAUCGUGCCGCAGACUGUCGAUGACAAUACCUUGAGGAAGGUUGCCAGGUUCCGGCAGGGUGGCAGAUUUCCCGUCCUCUGCUACUACCACAGACCGAACAACAUGGUGAUCAUGCGCAGCAGUCAGCCUCUGCAGGGGGCCAAUAGGAAGCGCUCCAAAGAGGAUGAGUCCCUGCUCCAUGCUGUGAUUGACGGCUUACCCCAAGGAUACAUCAUUGACACUCGUUCGGCACAGCUGGCUCAGCAGGCUCGAGUGAUCGGUGGAGGGUUCGAAUCCAAGGCCAACUAUAGCCAUUGGAAGAGGCUCCACCAUAAUCUGGAGAGAGGGAAGCCGCUUCUGGAGGCCUUUGUCAAACUGGUGGAAGCCUGCAGUGAUCAGUGGCAGGGUGUGGAUCGCUGGCUGAGUCGUCUGGAGAGCUCCCGCUGGCUGUCCCAUGUGCAGAGCACCCUGUCUACUGCAGGACUGCUGGCUCAGUGUGUGGAGAGAGGUCACCAUAAGGGAGACACUGGAGCUAACGAAGCUGAUGCCACAAGGAUACCAGGGCCUGAUGCUGGAGAAAGUGAAACUGACGCCGUGAGGAAGGCAGGGCCUGACACUGGAGCUAACGAAGCUGAUGUCACGAGGAUAUCAGGGCCUGACCAGGGCCUCACGCCCUGGAGAUAAUGAAGCUGAUGCUGUGAGGAAGGCAAGGCCUGACACUGGAACUAAUGAAGCUUAUGGCGUAAAGGAGGCAAGGCCUGACACUGGAACUAAUGAAGCUGAUGGCGUAAAGGAGGCAAGGCCUGACACUGGAAUUAAUGAAGCUGACGCCGUGAGGAAGGCAGGGCCUGACACUGGAGAUAAUGAAGCUGAUGCAAGAGCCUGACGCUGGAGAUAAUGAAGCUGACGCUGUCAGGAAGGCAGGGCCUGACGCUGGAGAUAAUGAAGCUGAUGCCGUGAGGAAAGCAGGGCCUGAUGCUGGAGAAAGUGAAGCUGACGCCGUGAGGAAGGCAGGGCCUGACACUGGAGCUAACGAAGCUGACACCACAAGAACAGCAGGGCCUUACACUGGAGCUAAUGAAGCUGAUGCCACGAGGAUACCAGGGCCUGACCAGGGCCUCACACCCUGGAGAUAAUGAAGCUGAUGCUGUGAGGAAGGCAGGGCCUGACACUGCAGCUAAUGAAGCUGAUGGCGUGGAGGCGGCAAGGCCUGACACCGGAAUUAAUGAAGCUGACGCCGUGAGGAAGGCAGGGCCUGACACUGGAGAUAAUGAAGCUGAUGCCGUAAGGAAAGCAGGGCCUGAUGCUGGAGAUAAUGAAGCUGAUGCCGUAAGGAAAGCAGGGCCUG